Messenger RNA from Parathielavia appendiculata, 1245 nucleotides. RefSeq names its product Metallo-dependent phosphatase. The transcript is spliced from 2 exons. NCBI's taxonomy places the organism in Eukaryota, Fungi, Ascomycota, Sordariomycetes, Sordariales, Chaetomiaceae. The record is from RefSeq and is a predicted model, not a curated record. Gene Ontology annotation, cellular component: cytoplasm. The coding region runs from base 1 to 1245 and encodes 414 amino acids. Gene Ontology annotation, molecular function: hydrolase activity, acting on ester bonds.
AUGCUCACGGCGCUCAGGCUCUCUGGUGUUGCCAUCGGUCUGCCUUCUUCCAGGUCGGGCCUUGGUUCGCAAACGCGCUCCCCAGAGUCACAUAAGUUCGGCCCGCUUAGGUUCCGUCCCGAUGGGACAUUCCACAUCUCCAUCUUUGAAGACCUUCACUUCGGAGAGAAUGCUUGGGAUGACUGGGGGUCGCAACAAGACAUAUACUCGCUCAAGGUUAUGGAAACAGUCCUCGAUGCCGAGCCAACCACUGACUUUGUUAUCCUCAACGGAGACCUCAUCACUGGAGACAACGCGUUUUGCGAGAACAGCACCGACUAUGUCGACCAACUCGUACGCCCCAUGCUUCAGCGCGGACUGACCUGGGCGUCAGUGUACGGCAACCACGACAGCGACUUUAACCUCUCAACCACGGAUAUCUUGGCGCGAGAAAUACAAUGGCCAAACGCCCGCACUGCAAAUAUGGUACUGGAACCAGACACUGGUGUGUCAAACUACUACCUCCCUGUCUACGCAAGAGGCUGCAACCCUGCCUGCAAGAGCUGCCAGCCGGCACUGCUCCUCUGGUUCUUCGACAGCCGCGGCGGCUUUAAGUACCAGCAUAGAGACCCGACGACCGGCAACCUUGUCCCUCUCCCAAACUGGGUCGACUCCCGAGUAGUGGACUGGUUCAAGCAGACCAACGACGACCUCAUCCGCAGCGCCGGUGGCAAGGUCAUCCCCUCGCUUGCCUUCGUGCACAUCCCGACCAACGCGUCCCGCGCGCUGCAAGACAUGGGAAUUGACAAGCAUCGCCAGCCGGGCAUCAACGACGACAAGCCCCUGAGCCAGCAGGCCCAGGGGUGGUGCCCCGACGGGCGCAACGAUGGGACGUGCGGGUACGGGGGGCAGGACGAGCCCUUUAUGCGGGCGAUUACGUCCACCCCCGGGCUGAUGGCGUUGUUCUCAGGACACGAUCACGGCGACACAUGGUGUUACAAGUGGGAGGGGUUGUUGCCGGGCAUGACCGUGGAGGGAAAUGGGGUCAACCUGUGUUUUGGUCAGCACUCGGGGUAUGGUGGGUAUGGCAGCUGGAUUCGUGGUGCCAGGCAGGUCGUUGUGUCGUUGGAGAAGCUGGAGAACCGGAUCAUUGAUACCUACAUCCGGCUCGAGUCGGGGAGGGUGGUCGGGGCCGCCACGCUCAACAGCACGUAUGGACAGGACCGGUAUCCGGCGACGCCUAACGACAAGACCCAUCUCCCGUAG